Xyrichtys novacula (pearly razorfish) is the source of this 20828-nucleotide messenger RNA. The record is from the annotation of a GenBank genome assembly. NCBI's taxonomy places the organism in Eukaryota, Metazoa, Chordata, Actinopteri, Labriformes, Labridae.
AUGCCUGGGCUGCAGAAGACGGAGGAGGAGGAGGAGGAGAAGAAGAGUCCGGAUGGAGGAGCAGGGAAAGAAAGAGGAGCUCCAAACGGAGGGAGACCCGAUAAAAGUAAAGAGGUGAGACCCUCCUGACUGUUUCUCUGAGUGUCUUUGUCUUCUGACUGUAGAGGACAUGUCUCUGUCCUCCUGUCUGCAGUAAACUGAUGGACUCUUGUCCUCAUAAAACUCUGAAUAACAGACUGUGACGCUCCUCACUUCAGACUCUUUUCUAACUGGAGGUGCACCGAUCACAACGUUCUGGCCGAUCACCGAUCUUUAAAAAGCUUCACCUGCCGAUACCGAUUUUUUAAAAAAUAACUAACAACAUUUAAUCCUAUUUUAAUGAAAAACAUUAAACAAUACUUGUAAAACAACACAAACUUUUGUGUUUGUUUCACAUGAGUUCGUUCUCUCAAAUAUACAUGAAAGGUCAGAAGAUUUCCGUCCAAACGACGAAAUUAAAUCAGUUUCUUUAGUCUUUUAUUUUCCACAUUUGAAAUAUUUACAAUAUUUGGUCACAUGCAGGUCAGACUGUUCUGAGCCUCUUACCAAAAUAAAGUUCACAGCAGUAUUUUACUUUGAUAAAUAAAGGAAAUCAUAAAGUUUGAGGAAGUUCAUAAAAUAAUCAUCUACAGGACAAACUAACAACUUUAACCACCAAUAAACUGUCCGGAGUUUUAGGUUUCAACAUGCUCUAUUGAUCAUGGUCUGGAUGGCGCUGACACAUGCGUGCAUGCACACCUGACCUGGUGGGCGGGGCCUGUCAUUCUGGCAAAGCAAAAAGCUACAAUGGCUGACCUUUUCUGAGGAAGAAAAGAUCGGAGGAUAAAAUCGGUUUUAUGUGUAAGAAUCAGCCGAUCACUGAUCCCCCAAAACUGAGAAAAACAACGCCGAUUGAUUAUCUCGUCCACUCAUGGCACUUUUUCCCUCCUUUUGGACAUUAAACAGUUAAAAUUAAAAGGAAACGACUUUAAUUUCAUGUUUUCUCCUAUUUUGAUGACAAGGACUUUUUCUUGGGUUUAUAAUUUGAGGUAAAAAUCACCCGAUGGUGAUGGUGUUCCUCAUUUUAGCGAUAGUGUUCGAGGGUUAAAGGUGGACUGAGGAGAGAACUGUCCUGAGGUCUGAUGGAUCAACAUCUGACCUUCUUUUGGAAAGGACAACUGGACUUCACCUUUCAACAAAGAAUUAGAAAUCCUAGAUGCUGCAUCCUCAGUUUUAAACAAGAUCUCCAGGUUUAGGAGCAACAUCUGCGUCCAUCCAGACCUGGACUUUUUCAGAGGAGACCUUCAUAUGAUCCCAGACCACAUUCAGACAACAGGAGAAGAGUCCUGCUGAGGGGCUGGACUGAUGCGGUCCUGACUCUCCUCUUCAUCAGUUUGUCCCUCACAGCGAUGAAGAAGCUCUAACUGUGUCUGUUUGUCUUGCAGGAUUUCGACCUGGCCUUCAUCUACGUCUCAGACGCUCAGUACAACAGGAACAUCUUCUUCGACACGUCGCCGCAGUCGGUCAGGUGAGAAACGUCUUCAUUCAGAAAAGUUCUUCUUCCUCUCUCUGUAACGCGGCGCUCCUUCACUUUAGUUCUCAGUCUUUGCCUUUUAAAAUAUUUCAAAUCCUUUUAAAUUAUAAUAAACUUUCUCUUUUUUCACACCGGCUCUGGAUGUUGAUGGUGAAAUGUUCCUAUGAGAGCGGAGAACAAACCCGGUGGACCCUCGACUCUUUAGAGAGGAGGGUUCAGAGUCCAGGAUUUCCAGAAGGACUGUCAGAUUCUGAUCGGCCCGGCUAAAAGCGAGCUAACGCUACCAUUAGCCAAUCAGAGCUUACUUAGUUAGUUACGUACGCUUUUAGUGCUAACUCAGCUACCUUUGCCGGUAGCUGUAGCUUUGUGGCCAGGAGCAGGUGUCAUCAGGUGGUCCACAACCAUCACUGAGUGUUUCGGCCCUCAACCACAACACUCUCCAGCAGACGGGCCGGUAGUCGGCAGUGAUUGGCCGAGCUCACUGCCCACCUACUCCUGGCCUCCAGCCUUCCUCCUCUCGCCGACUUAGCUGGGAAGCCCCUGUACCCAAUCUCCACCGGGAACAACCAUGCCUGCCAGCCCUUGUCCCUGCGGUCUUGGAUCAGGGGUUGGUAUUUUGAGGCCUUCCUCUCAUGGCACAGUUAGUUCAACCAGAAUUAUCUCCUGGUCUUUGGUUGACCACAGCACAAUGUCUGGCCGGAGGGUUGUUUGGACCACCUCCGGGAACUGCAGUCUCCUUCCCACGUCGACCCUCGCUCAGGCUCAUCACGACCCCGAACUUUUCCACCUUGAACUCCUCCAUGACCGAUGAUGAUGUAAACGCCCACUGAAGAGAAACUUGAGGGAAUGCCCAGACGUCUUCUUAGAUGUUUGUUGGUCUUUCUCUCGAUGGUCUCUACAGCAGUCUUGGGGAACUCGUAGACAGUGGAGAGCCAGAGGAGCCUGGGUCAAAGGUCACACUGAUACAGGCAGGUCUUCAACUUGCCCAGAAGUAAAGAUUUGUCCAUCUUCUUAAGCCACGCCCCGUCUGCAGUGAUGCGUUAAACCACUCCCCCAGGCGUUUUAUUGGGUUGUCUUCGAUGGAUGGAAUGACCUCACCCUGAACCUGCUGGUAACUCCGCCCUUCUUUAUGACCAAGCUCCUGGACUUCCUGGAUUUGAGCAGCAUUCCUGCCCAUGAGGCAACGCUGCCCAGGGCUCCCAGGAGCCGUCUUGAUUGGACGUGGGUCACAGUUGUUAUGGUUACUGAACAAACACAGAACCAAUGAUCUCCAGGAAACAACCGAGGGUCGGUUAUUUCCUGUUGGACCAUCAACACCUGAUGACCCGACCAGAACUGGGUCUGAACGAGCAGGACCGCCCUGUAACUGUGUGUGUGUGUGUGUUUGCAGACUCUACAUCCUCUAUAACCACUGGGUCGCUCAGGUUCUCCUCUACUUCUUCAUCCUGGUCGAUCUGUCUCUCGCCAUCUUUGAGGAGCCGGCCGUCGUAGCCACGCCCAUAUGGGUAAGACGAACGCCGCUGCCCGACGCACAAACAGGCGGGUGAAAACUCCUGUGUGGUCAGAACCAGUCUGAACCGGUUACGUCCAUGUGUGUGUGUGUGUGUGUGUGUGUGUGUGUGUGUGUGUGUGUGCGUUCAGGCGACCAUGCUGGUGGAGCUGCUCUGUCUGCUCGUCUUCACCGUCCGACUCGUUCACUACGCCAAAGUCAUCCCGAGGGACAAGUUCUGGAAAGAUGCCAAAAACAUCUGCAUCAUCGUCAUCCUCAUGGUAGGAGGGGCUUAUCCAUGACAUCAUCACUGUGAUUGACAUUUCAAUUGUGAAGCAGCUGAUCGAUGACGAGGGCUAAUUAACGAUGCUGUUCAUGUGGGAGGGGCUUACUAGGGUUAUGAUUAUGGGCGGGGUCAAUUGGCUCCCUCCAAAUUGAGCUUUUUUUCUCAGCGACACGUUUGAUCGUAAAAAAACGACAAAAAAAAAAUAGAAUCUUUGGCAAAAAUGGGCGUAAUUUUAUCACAGUAGGAGGGGCUUAUUGACCAUUUUGCCUAAGUGGGAGGGGCUUAUCAAUCAUAUUAUCACAGUAGGAGGGGCUUAUUGAUUGUAUUGUCAUAGGAGGAGGGGCUUAUUGAUCGUAUUAUCACAGUAGGAGGGGCUUAUUGACCAUUUUGCCUAAGUGGGAGGGGCUUAUUGAUUGUUUUAUCACAGGAGGAGGAGCUUAUUGAUCGUAUUGUCAUAGUAGGAGGGGCUUAUUGAUUGUUUCAUCACAGUAGGAGGGGCUUAUUGAUCGUAUUAUCACAGUAGGAGGGGCUUAUUGAUUGUAUUGUCAUAGUAGGAGGGGCUUAUUGAUCAUUUUGUCAUAGUAGGAGGGGCUUAUUGAUCGUUUUAUCGCAGUAGGAGGGGCUUAUUGAUCGCUUUAUCACAGUAGGAGGGGCUUAUUGAUCGUUUUAUCGCAGUAGGAGGGGCUUAUUGAUUGUUUUAUCACAGUAGGAGGGGCUUAUUGAUUGUUUUAUCGCAGUAGGAGGGGCUUAUUGAUCGUUUUAUCACAGUAGGAGGUGUUUUUCUCUCUGGAGUGAGCAGUUUUCAGUCGACCAAUCAGAAGACUGCAGAUCAAGUCUGGCGUGUGUUUCUGCUCCAGUUUAUUACGGUCCUGGUCUGUGUGGUUCGGGUCUGUGUGGUUCAGGUUCAGGUGUUUUUAGGUGUUUUCUGUCCUGGUGGUCUGGGACUGGGCUCCUGGUUUUGACAGUCUGCAGUGUUUGCUGGGAGCUGGUCUGAGUUCCUGUUGGUCAGAAUUUGCUGAGGAGACUUUCCUCCUGCUGUUGUGAAACAACCUUUAGCCCAACAUGUCGCCUCGUCAGCACGUUUACAGCAGAGAGACUUCCUGGUGACUCAGAGAGGCAGGCGACCAAUCAGCUCAGGAAACACGGAGGGAAAACAGCGGACAAAACUCAGCAGCACGUGAUCCUGACGGCCAGUUUAUGAGCAGAAUCAGGAGGAGAGAGGAAGAGCUCACCUGUGCAGGUGUCCCAGCAGAGGGUCAGAGGUCAAAUAUCACAUUUUAACAAACGUUCAGGUUUACUGCACGAUAAAAUUAAAGAACAGACAGAAAAACAUCAGGAGGAAAUAAAUAAAAGCAGGUAAAAAAAAAACAUUUAAACUGGAAUAAAAACACAAAAGUGAUAAAAGGACAAAAAAAGACAUAAAAAGACAUAAAAAGACAUAAAAAGACAUAAAGGACAAAAAGGACAUAAAAAGACAUAAAAAGACAUAAAAAGACAUAAAGGACAGCGAUCAGACGACUCUCCUGCUGAACUAAAAGGAUAAAAAUGAGUUUAAAGACGAGAUUUAAAGGUGGAGAGAGUCGGGACGUUUUCACCACGUCAGAUUUUUACGACUCCAUAACCCGUGACUCCUCCUUCUGCUCCUUAUUUACCGUUCAGACUUCCUGUAUGACACGGCGAUGCAGGACAGAGGCGUUCCUGAUGGAUUUUAGGUCAUUAGUUUGUGCAGCAGGUCUGGUAAAGGUGCGCAGGUGUUCAGAUCCAGGUGUUCAGAUCCAGGUGUUCAGAUCCAGGUGUUCAGAUCCAGGUGUUCAGAGGGAGGGUUCGUUUCCUCACGGGUUCAUGUCUGAUGAAGAGCGGCGCCCUGACGCGUCACGUCUAAAGACUCGGCUCCUCCAGGUGUGCAGACCUCACCUGUCCAGGUGUGUGCAGCAGGUGAGCCUCAGUUUCCUGUCUCUACAGCUGACUCUGGUCGACAUCAUCAUCUACGGAGCGCUGAAAGCUGCUGACUGCUACGCCGUUCGCUGGUCCAGAGUCCUGCGCCCGCUGCUGCUGGUCAACGUCACGGAGGGACGGCAGGUAACACCCACCUGUGUGACACAACAGAUGGUCUCAGAGGGUCUGUGUGUGUGUGUGUGUGUGUGUGUGUGUGUGUGUGUGUGUGUGUGUGUGUGAGUGUGUGUGUGAGUGUGUGAGUGUGUGUGUGAGUGUGUGAGUGUGUGUGUGUGUGUGUCUUCGCUGUAAUCGCUGCAUCAUGUCCACCGCUGUUUAAACUUCCUGCUUCCUGCUAAACAUGAAAAUGUUUGACUCUGUGAGCCGACGGCGCCUGAACGCAUCAUUAGCUGGCCUGUGUGUGUGUGUGUGUGUGUGUGUGUGUGUGUGUGUGUGUGUGUGUGUGUGUUCUGAAGGAGGAUGAGCAGCUUCAUAAACUCUCUUUGUUUGUUUGUUUGUUUGUUUGUUUGUUUGUUUGUUUGUUUGUUUGUUUGUUUGUUCGUUUGUUUGUUUGUUUGUUUGUUCGUUUGUUUGUUUGUUUGUUUGUUUGUUUGUUCGUUCGUUCGUUCGUUUGUGUUCAGCUCCGCAGAGCGUUCAGAAGUAUCCGGAACGCUCUUCCUCAGAUCUUCUACGUCUUCCUGCUCUUCAUGUUCAGCGUCCUCAUCUUCUCCCUCAUGGCGCUCAAACUGCUCGGUAAACGGUGAGAACGCUUUAACCCUUUAUGGUCUGGUGGUUCUGACCCCGCUGACGUGACGUGAGUCUGGAGGAGAUGAUGGUCCGUCUGAUGGACCCUGAAAUACGAUCAUGUCUGAUGGUCUUUGUUUUCUGUGCAGAGGUCUGAAGACCACAGAAGGAACCCCCUACUUCACAAACUACAUGGAGAUCGUCUUUGAGCUCUACGUCCUCGUCACCACGGCCAACAGUCCCGACGUCAUGUAAGACCUUCACCGCUCCUCUCAGAUCCAGUCUGCUUUUGAUUGAUUGUUGAAGUGAAAAAAAUAAAAACAACAACAUUAAGGAAAAACAUUUAAACAUUUAAACACAGAAACGUGUUUGAAAAGGAGUGAGAAGAAGAAGAAGAAGUUCUGAACUCCCCUUUAAAUAAGAAGUACCACACCGAGCUUCCUUAGACGUACCUGAUAAUUAAAGGUAAAUAAAAUACGUUCAUGAGUUAAAAACAGAAUCUACAUCCACUAAACAAACACGCACAGAAAAACAACUAAACUAAAUUAGACACGUUUGGUGUGACGUAUAAAAGAAAACAGCGGAAUAUCUCUUUAACCGAGCGUCUGAGAAAAAACUCCAAGAGCGCAGAAUCGCAAGCGCAGACAUUCUUGGCGCUCUGUAGGGGGCGCUAGUGAGACAUUUUUUAAUCGCUUUUUUUUGGUCACUUUAAAACAUCGCGAUUUUGGCCGGGCCCGACCUGCCCGCCAGUUUUCGAGGUCGUUCAAAUUUACGUUUUCAGAGGCGGAAAAAUCAGAAGAAUAAUGGAGGAGCUCUUGGAUUACGAUCGGACUUCGCCGCAGAUCUGCGCUCUCGUCCCUCACACUGACUGAAUCAUUUCUGUUCCUUUAUUAGUUAUUGAUUAUUUGUAAACAUUAUUGGAGCUGUUUGAUUUUCCACAGUUUUAAUAACGUUGAGAGCUGCAGAAGUAAGAAGCGUGUUUGUUCCUGAUCGAUGACUUUGUUUAUAUAAAUGCUGGUCAGCGGCUGUAGAGGCGUGUUCGAGUCUGAACCUCAGUGAAGUCUGCUUCAGGUGGACCUCAUGGUGGUCCUGAAUCUGCUCUCUUUGCUCUGGUCUCCCUUCCUGCUGAAAUCAGGAUUAUCUAAACUCGGGUUUAAACUCGGGUUUGAGCUCAUUAUUAUUUUUGAACACCUGAAGUCUUUUCGUUGUUUUUAAACGUGUUUCACGAAGAAAAACCAGCUCGCUCUGACCGUCCCGGAGCUGCAGACCUGAGUGUGAGCGCAGAUCCAGAAGUUCAUGUUUCAUCAGGAUCUUCUUGACAUCGAUAAGUCUGUCUUUGAGCGCACUUCCUCAUGAGAGGAGGAAGCUGGUGAGGAAGUGAAGACCUUCAGUGAAAUAGAUGAAACUUCUUUAAACUCGUCGUCUUUAUUUCUUUGUUUCUCUGAGUUUGGCUCCUCGUUCAUCCGUCCGGUUCUCCUGCUGCGGUGGAUCAGGACCUGCUCUGCUGGUUCAGAUGUUGUCUCUUUAACAUGUUGGUGAAUUUUGGUGCUUCAGUGAAGAAUUGAAAGUCACUCUGUAUCACUUAUCCCUCCAUCAGAGACUUCACCUUCAUCAUCGUCAAAAGAAGAAGUGACUCUUGAGAAAUAUCCAUCACGCUUUUCUCCUCUCUUUGGCAGGAUGCCAGCGUACAACGCCAGCUUCGUCUUCGCCAUCUUCUUCAUCCUGUACAUCCUCGUCAACACCUACAUCUUCAUGUCGGUGUUUUUGGCCGUGGUCUACAACAACUACAAGAAAUACCUGAAGGUACGACACAUCACCUCUCCACAGGCUCCUCCUCCUCUUUAGAUCAUGAUGAACUUCAGGAGGUCCUCAGCCAUGACCGAAACUCCGCCUCCGUGAUGUGACCGUGAGGACGCCAAUCAUUCAGAGAUUUGGAGGGUUUGUCAAUAAUUUAAUCAAGUCGGACGGGUUCUUCUUCUCCAGAACCAUGCUGGUGUCAGAAUCUGGUUUGGGGUCAUCUGAAGGUCUCCUCUGAAAAAGUCCUGGUCUGGAUAAAAGUCAAUAAUAACUUUAUUUUUAUAACAAUAAUAAUACUACUAAUAACAAUAAUUUUAUUUUAUAAUUAUAAUAAUAAUAAGUUUAUUUUUAAUAAUAACAUUCAUAAUAAGAAUGAUAAUAAUAAUAAUAAUAACUUUAUUUAUAUAAUGAUAAUAAUAAUGACUAUUUUUAAAAUUAUAUUAACUUUAUUCUUAUAAUAAUAAUAAUGAUAAUAAUAAUAAUAAUAAUAAUAAUAAUAAUAAUAAUAACUUUAUUUAUAUAAUAAUAAUAAUAAUGACUAUUUUUAAAAUUAUAUUAACUUUAUUCUUAUAAUAAUAAGAAUGAUGAUAAUAAUAAUAUUAAUAAUAGCUUUAUUUGUUUAAUAAUAAUAAUUACUUUUAUACUAUUUUAACAAUAACAUUAUUCUCAUAAUAACAAUAACUUUAUUUAUAUAUCACUUUAAAAAACAGAAGUUUACAAAGUUCUUUGACAAACAGUCUUAAAGUUCAGAACAUGGAAAUAAAAACAAAUAAAACAAAAGCUCAUUGAAAAACAAGACCUCCGAAUUAAAGGAUAAUUUAAUUUGUUAUAAGAAACCCAGAAAAUACAAGAACCUCCAACAUAAACUGAGACCAUGAGACCAAAAUAAAAACAUGAAACAGUUAAGAAAGAGAAAUGUAAUAAAAAAGGAGGAAACAGGAAAGUAAAUAUAAAAGAGGAUAUUAAUAAUGAUAAUAAAAUUCAUUAAAAAAUAUUAAUAAUUAUAGUAAUAUUAAUGAUAAAAUGUAAUAAUAAAAAUGAACAGGAAAAAAAUCAAUAACAGAUAAAAAACAUCAUCACAUAAAAUCAAGUCUGUAAAAGAGAGUUUUUAAAGAAGCGUCUGUCUCUGCUGUUCGCCUUCUCUCCUCUGAUGGACAAAGAUCGAUCACCUUUAGCUCAGAGUCGCGACCCCUCUUGAUGUGACCUUGAGGGGUCAUGAAGGUCAUCCCUCUGAGUUCAGAAACAGUCUCAUGUUUUUUACCUGCCUUCAUCAGGAGGAGGUACGGCAGCUGGUGAGGGCCAAAAGGCACAAGAUGGUUCGGGCGUUCGCCGUGCUGCAGGAGCAGAGGGAGGAGGGGGCGGAGCCUGUGGUCAGCCAGGCCAAUUGGAACCAGGUGGUCCGACUGGUCCAGCCCGACAUCAGCAACGCCCACCGAGAGCUGCUGUGGAGCGUGUCCGACCACCAGACCCAGGGCUGCAUCGGUGCGAGCGUCACGCACGCACACACACACACACAUGCACACACACACACACACACACACACACACACACACACAUUAAACCAUCUUUAUUGUUCAAGAUACUCAAAGUAUAUUUUUACCCAUCAUGCAAAGCUCUGUGACAGUGGCGCCGCUGGGCGGGUGUGUUUGCAGCCUUUUUCACUCAGGCCCCCUUGAGCCUGUUGGAGUCAGUUUGCCCUCGUGGGCCACCGUAGAUCCACUUUAGAACUGAAAAGUCCAAAAGAGCUCCAGUUUUUUAUAAUCAAAGAAGUUUAUUUGAAACAAAAAUGAGACAAAGAAGAAAAAAAAGUUUCACUCUUUCAGUUUUUUCUGCUGACACACGGACGUUUACAAAAACAGAUUAAAAUAGUUCCUGUUUUCUGUCAUGGUGAUCGUAGAUGUUCUUAUCUGUGUCGUACAGUGACUCUGAAGGUCAACGACACGAGUUUUCCAGGAAGGAGAAAAAAGAGUUAUGAUUAAACACAAAAACAUUUUACAGAACAGACGAAAUAAACAGACAUAUUUUAUAAACACUAAAGGAAAUUUCAUAUUUCUGUGUUUUCAAACAUUAUUCAUGAUUUUCUUUAUUAUGUUUUAUUUAUUUUAUUUACGUUUUUAUUUUUUUUUGGUGAUUUUAUCCUUGAUUGACAGGACAGGGGUGACAUGCAGCUCAUGGUCGGGGUCGGACUCAAACCCUCGACUGAGAGUCAGAAUGAUAGAAAUGAUCAGUAAAAACUGUGAAUACGAGCUCAGACAUUUCAGCUGCUCUGAAUGUUGAUUUUUAGCCUCUCAGAUUAUUUAUAAAUGAGAUUAUUAAACUUCACGACAGAUUAUUUAAUCUGAUGACAGUGAUCUGCAGGAGUAUCUGGGUGAAUCGCUCUGUUUGUGCACCAUCACCUCCACCACCAUGACCACAGCAGCUCUGUGCUGCAGGGUCACAGAGGAAGUCAAACUCUGCUUCAUCAUCAUCAUCAUCAUCAUCAUCAUCAUCAGUGUGAGGAAACUGAGCCGACAGCAGUUUGUUCCUCCUGUUCUUCACCUUCCAAGAACCUCAAACUCCCUCAGCUGAAGCUCAUGUCUUCAUUCAGAGUUACUGUUCGUAUUAUUAUUGUAGAUUCAGACUUUAGCCCCGCCCACUUUAGUUUCAUUCAUUCAUCUUUAAUGAAGCUGUUCAGUGAUGUUUCCACUCGUCCUCCGCCUGUUUAUAUCCCACUGAACAGCUCCACCUGUGACCCCCGACCACACUGUUUGUAUCACUUAAAGGUGUUGUAGUCAGGAUCUGAGGAGGUUCCAGUUUUUAGGAGAAACCUUGAAUGUAAACUCUACCCCUCUAAACCAGUUUUCUCCUCAGCUCCUCCUCUCCCUCUCUUAAGCCCCGCCCACAAACAGAUGCUCCUGCUCGCUCGUAUCGUUCCAAUUAAAUUCAGAUAUAAUGCAGAUAAAUACUUCAGAUCAUUACAAAUGGGGCCCAGUCAAGGUGAAAGUCAAAAGCAUUGGUGCUACUGUAGAUGCCAACAGACUACCAGCAAACACAAUGUUUGCAGGACUUCUACUACGAGGAUAAAGAGACAUAGUCCAGGACCCGAGGGAGGACAGUUUAGCGAUGGCGCUACAACACGCUACAGCAGGUCCGUUUGACAAGAAACACUUCUGUUACAGACACUUGUCUUACUUUGUUAAAGCGGUUUACCUGUCCAGCAGAAAGGUUACAGGGUCACCAAGAUCCCCAAGCGUCCCCCAUGGUUUAUGUUGACCCGGCUUUUUAGCUCUUGUCCGGUCUACCUCCGUUUUAAGCGCCCGUUAUUCCUCCAGAGUCUCCGGUAUUUACUUUGUUUUCUUGCUUGUGUCGGCAGUCGUGGCCAAAGGAGGAUUCAGACAAUUUUCCGAACUUUCUGGUUGGUUUCUACUGUCCGAUAUUGUAGCACGCUAACUUUGUUUGGGCUCCUGAACGACACGGGGGAGCAGCAUUUUCUUGUUGACUGUUUUCUUGUUGCCUGUUUUGGUGUGGACUGUUUUCUUGCUGACUGUUUUUUGUUGACUGUUUUCUUGCUGACUGUUUUUUGUUGACUGUUUUCUUGUUGACUGUUUUCUUGCUGACUGUUUUGGUGUUGACUGUUUUCUUGCUGACUGUUUUGGUGUUGACUGUUUGUGGUUGACUGUUUAUGGUUGACAGUUUUCUUGUUGACUGUUUUUUGCUGACUGUUUCUUGUUGACUGUUUAUGGUUGACUGUUUUUUGUUGACUGUUUUCUUGCUGACUGUUUUUUUGCUGACUGUUUUCUUGUUGACUGUUUUCUUGUUGACUGUUUUCUUGUUGACUGUUUUCUUGUUGACUGUUUUUUGUUGACUGUUUUCUUGUUGACUGUUUUCUUGUUGACUGUUUUCUUGUUGACUGAUUAUGGUUGACUGUUUUCUUGUUGACUGUUUUCUUGUUGACUGUUUUCUUGCUGACUGUUUUCUUGUUGACUGCUUUGGUGUUGACUGUUUGUGGUUGACUGUUUUCUUGUUGACUGUUUUCUUGUUGACUGUUUUCUUGCUGACUGUUUUCUUGUUGACAGUUUUCUUGUUGACUGUUUUCUUGCUGACUGUUUUCUUGUUGACUGUUUUUUGCUGACUGUUUUCUUGUUGACUGUUUUCUUGUUGACUGAUUUUAGUUGACGUUUUCUUGUUGACUGUUUUCUUGCUGACUGUUUUCUUGUUGACUGUUUUCUUGCUGACUGUUUUCUUGUUGACUGUUUUCUUGCUGACUGUUUAUGUUUGACUGUUUUCUUGCUGACUGUUUUCUUGCUGACUGUUUUCUUGUUGACUGAUUAUAGUUGACGUUUUCUUGUUGACUGUUUUCUUGCUGACUGUUUUCUUGCUGACUGUUUUCUUGCUGACUGUUUAUGUUUGACUGUUUUCUUGUUGACUGUUUUCUUGUUGACUGUUUUCUUGCUGACUGUUUAUGUUUGACUGUUUUCUUGUUGACUGUUUUCUUGUUGACUGUUUUCUUGCUGACUGUUUAUGUUUGAGUGUUUUCUUGCUUGUGUCGGCAGUCGUGGCCAAAGGAGGAUUCAGACAAUUUUCCGAACUUUCUGAUUGGUUUCUACUGUCCGAUAUUGUAGCACGCUAACUUUGUUUGGGCUCCUGAACGACACGGGGGAGCAGCGUCUGCCUCACAACCAAUCAGGUUAGAGGAGGUGGAGAACGGCUUUGUUUACAGUCAGAAAGAGCGGACCGCUCAAAAAUGUUCAAAUGUUGACGACACAGACAGAAGAGAACACAGAGAUAUCGAUAUAUUACCAAAUAAUCAAUAACUAAUAACUAUUGACUGAUAUUAGAAGAGUUUUUGUAUUAAAACCACAAAAUAAAAAGAUGAUUCUUUAACAGUGAUCAAUACUUUCGUUCAAUAACCUCCGUCAGGUAAGGUGGAGUUCGUCCAGCUGGCCGAUCUGCUGAACAUCGAGGUCAUCACGCUCAAGUCCAGGCCACACCCCCUCAGCAAGUUGUGCCCCUCCCUCUACCUGUCCGCCCCAAGCCGCUUCAUCUGCUGGAUCGUCCAACACAAGUGAGACCUGGAGGAGGAUUACAGGGUCCCCCAAAGAGUUCAGACUCAAGUCCAGCUGAACCACAUCUGUGUGUGUGUGUGUGUGUGUGUGUGUGUGUGUGUGUGUGUGUGUGUGUGUGUGUUCCAGGGCCUUUGUGAUCGUGUACGACCUCAUCAUCCUGGUCAACGCCGUCUUCAUCGGUCUGGACGAGGAUAACCCGAUCAUCGCUAACUCGGAGUGGGGGUUCCUGACUCUGUACCUGCUGGAGAUCUUACUGAAGCUGUACGUGUUCGAACCCCGGGCCUUCUUCUCCAGGAACAGCUUCUGGAACUGGUGAGGAACCGCCCACAUCUUCAUGAACCUGUCUUUGACCAGUUAGUCUUUCAGGACGUCUGCUCCGCCUCUCGUGGUCAUGUGACAGCCAUGUCAGCGAGACGUUGGUGAGGACGAUCCAGUGGGAGUAGACCACUUCAGAACCAGGUUUUCUUCAAGGACCUGAAUGGUUUCUUAGACCAGUGGUGUACUCAGAGGGGGUCAGAGGGGGCGGGGUCCUCCCUGGUGCCCUCUUGGACACCCUUGAAGCAGAUCCACAGGAGAACGCGUCCCUGAAGCCCCUGAACAGGAAGUUAGGAUGAAAAAAACGGCGUGAUAGAUCAGCGCCGUACCCUCAGAGUAUUUUAGGAGUAUUUGGUGUAAACAGGGGUCUGAAUCCGGACCUGUGAAGAUCCUAGUCCAGGACACUUUUCUUGAUGGUAGGGGAAGAUCCCGCCUCCUUCGCCUCUGAUUGGCUAGAAAAGCUGGCCUUCGAUUGGUUCGAGCCGAGCGCGGGCUGUCGGCUCUGAACAUCGAACAGAACGUUAUCGUAACUCUGAGUCUCCUGAACUUAACGCUGCGUUGGAGUUUCCUCGGAGGUCAGAUGUCGGAGAUGAAAACGACGUCAAACCCGAGUUCAGCGUUUCAGUUACCAAGUCGGAAAAAAAAAGCAAAAUCGGAGGUUUGAAACAAGAUGGCUACGUCUACGAAAGUAACUUUAGCGCUCGCCUCAUAUUCGGACAAGGCUAGCGCUAAAAUAACUCGUAGACGUCGCCAUCUUGUUUCAAACCUCCGAUUUUGCUUUUUUCCGACGUCAUUUUCAGCUCCGACUCCUGACCUCUGAGGUUACUCGAACGCAGCACAACCUGACGACGGCGACGUUUCACUGCCAUAAAGAAUAACCAAUCAGAGCCCAGCACCUGUGGCCAAUCAGAGGCGAAGGAGGCGGGACCUUCCCCUGCCGUCCUUGGACUGGUCGUCUGUGAGAGCAGAGGUCCAAACUCUGGUUCUGAUGAUGUUGGUUGAAGCUGUUCUGAUGACCGUGCUGACUCCUCCCCCUCCUCUCACUCACAGUUUAUACGCCGCCCAGAUUAUCAGUAUGAGGUACGUGGAGAUGAUCACCUGUCUUUGACCCGUCUGCUGCUGCAGCUUCUUCAGCCUGUCAGAGCUUCAGCAGGUUCAUGGAGUUCUUCUGGACCCACAGGAGGAGAGCAGCUGCUGAGUUCUGGAGAACCGCCGUCUGAAAGAGUCUGAGAGAAAAACUGACACCUGAGCUCCACCUGUGGAUCAGGGAGUCCUUCAGACUCUUUCAGCCCCGUGUCUCGGUGCGAGUCCACCUGGACAGUCUGAUGCAGCAGGUCCCAGAGUGUCCUGACCUCUGACCUCUAAAGGUCCAAACCUCUAAGAGUUCACCUGUCCAAUCAGGACCAGGUCUCACACAGACAGACCAGAGCCUGCAUCAGACUGGACAGGAAGGACCUGCAGCGGUCUCCAGGCUCUUUUUGCUUCACUCUACAGUAGUGCGCCCCCUGCUGCUGAGGGACCUGACUCCAUCAGUCCUGGUUUAUGGCGUCCAGGUUUGCUCGCUGUGACGCAGAAACAGCUUUUUGUCUCUCAGCUGGUGCCGGUCCGGUUCGGUCCGGUCCGGUUCAGCUCCUCCCUUCUCUGUCUCUGAUUGGACCGUCUCUCAGGUUUGUUUUUCUACGUUUUCAGGUUUGACACCAUCAUCGUUGUCUCCGCUCUCGUCGCCACCAUCAUCAACUCUGCCGUCAAAACAUGUAAGAACCGUUAGUUUCUCUGUUGGCAUGACGACGCUCGUCUUUCCACGUUUGAUUCACGAUAAAACCUCAAAGUAAGAGUGAAGACUGAAGGACUGAUCUGGACCCUUCAGUCCUGAGAUUUCUGUAGACGAUGAACUCGGGAACUUUGGACUUUUUUACACUUUUCCUUUUCUGUCUCUGAAUAAACGUGUGUUGUGUGUCUGUUGUGUUUGUUUUCUCUGUUGUGUGUCUGUUGUGUGUCUGUUGUGUUGCAGCGGGGGGUUUUACCAGCCGUCAGAUCCUGGACAUCGUCUUCAUCCUGCGAGUCCUCAGACUGAUCCGGGUGGUGGACAGCAUCAAGAGGUCGGAGCUCGGACUGUUGUGCAGAUGUGUAGUUGUGUAGUUGUGUGUAGUUGUUUGAGUUGUGUGGUUGUUUGAGUUGUGUAGUUGUGUAGUUGUGUGGUUGUGUAGUUGUGUGGUUGUGUAGUUGUGUAGUUGUGUAGUUGUGUAGUUGUGUGGUUGUGUAGUUGUGUGGUUGUGUAGUUGUAUAGUUGUGUAGUUGUGUAGUUGUGUGGUUGUGUAGUUGUGUGGUUGUGUAGUUGUGUAGUUGUGUGGUUGUGUAGUUGUGUAGUUGUGUGGUUGUUUGAGUUGUUUAGUUUGAGUUGUGUAGUUGUGUGGUUGUGUGAAGUUCUUUGAGUUGUGUGUUGGUUGUGUAGUUGUGUAGUUGUGUAGUUGUGUGUAGUUGUUUGAGUUGUGUAGUUGUGUAGUUGUUUGAGUUGUGUAGUUGUGUAGUUGUGUGGUUGUGUAGUUGUGUAGUUAUUUGAGUUGUGUAGUUGUUUGAGUUGUGUGGUUGUGUAGUUGUGUAGUUGUGUGUAGUUGUUUGAGUUGUGUGUGGUUGUGUAGUUGUGUGUAGUUGUUUGAGUUGUGUGUGGUUGUGUAGUUGUGUGUAGUUGUUUGAGUUGUGUGUGGUUGUGUAGUUGUGUGUAGUUGUUUGAGUUGUGUGUGGUUGUGUAGUUGUGUAGUUGUGUGUAGUUGUUUGAGUUGUGUAGUUGUGUAGUUGUUUGAGUUGUGUAGUUGUGUGUAGUUGUGUGGUUGUUUGAGUUGUGUAGUUGUGUGUAUUUGUUUGAGUUGUGUAGUUGUUUGAGUUGUGUAGUUGUGUAGUUGUGUGUAGUUGUUUGAGUUGUGUGGUUGUGUAGUUGUGUAGUUGUGUGUAGUUGUUUGAGUUGUGUAGUUGUGUGUAGUUGUGUGGUUGUUUGAGUUGUGUAGUUGUGUGUAGUUGUGUGGUUGUUUGAGUUGUGUAGUUGUGUGUAGUUGUGUAGUUGUUUGAGUUGUGUGUGGUUGUGUAGUUGUGUAGUUGUGUGUAGUUGUUUGAGUUGUGUGUGGUUGUGUAGUUGUGUAGUUGUUUGAGUUGUGUAGUUGUGUAGUUGUUUGAGUUGUGUAGUUGUGUGUAGUUGUGUGGUUGUUUGAGUUGUGUAGUUGUGUAGUUGUUUGAGUUGUGUAGUUGUGUGUAGUUGUUUGAGUUGUGUAGUUGUUUGAGUUGUGUAGUUGUGUAGUUGUGUGUAGUUGUUUGAGUUGUGUGGUUGUGUAGUUGUGUGUAGUUGUUUGAGUUGUGUAGUUGUUUGAGUUGUGUAGUUGUGUGUAGUUGUGUGGUUGUUUGAGUUGUGUAGUUGUGUGUAGUUGUGUGGUUGUUUGAGUUGUGUAGUUGUGUGUAGUUGUGUAGUUGUUUGAGUUGUGUAGUUGUGUAGUUGUGUAGUUGUUUGAGUUGUGUGGUUGUGUAGUUGUUUGAGUUGUGUAGUUGUGUGGUUGUGUGUAGUUGUUUGAGUUGUGUGUGGUUGUGUAGUUGUGUGUAGUUGUUUGAGUUGUGUGUGGUUGUGUAGUUGUGUAGUUGUGUGUAGUUGUUUGAGUUGUGUAGUUGUGUGUAGUUGUUUGAGUUGUGUGGUUGUGUAGUUGUGUGUAGUUGUUUGAGUUGUGUAGUUGUGUGUAGUUGUGUGGUUGUUUGAGUUGUGUAGUUGUGUGUAGUUGUGUGGUUGUUUGAGUUGUGUAGUUGUGUGUAGUUGUGUAGUUGUUUGAGUUGUGUGUGGUUGUGUAGUUGUGUAGUUGUGUGUAGUUGUUUGAGUUGUGUGUGGUUGUGUAGUUGUGUAGUUGUGUGUAGUUGUUUGAGUUGUGUAGUUGUGUAGUUGUUUGAGUUGUGUAGUUGUGUGGUUGUUUGAGUUGUGUAGUUGUGUAGUUGUUUGAGUUGUGUAGUUGUGUGUAGUUGUUUGAGUUGUGUAGUUGUGUAGUUGUGUGUAGUUGUUUGAGUUGUGUGGUUGUGUAGUUGUGUGUAGUUGUUUGAGUUGUGUAGUUGUUUGAGUUGUGUAGUUGUGUGUAGUUGUGUGGUUGUUUGAGUUGUGUAGUUGUGUGUAGUUGUGUGGUUGUUUGAGUUGUGUAGUUGUUUGAGUUGUGUAGUUGUGUGUAGUUGUGUAGUUGUGUAGUUGUGUAGUUGUUUGAGUUGUGUGGUUGUGUAGUUGUUUGAGUUGUGUAGUUGUGUGGUUGUGUGUAGUUGUUUGAGUUGUGUAGUUGUUUGAGUUGUGUAGUUGUGUGUAGUUGUUUAAGUUGUGUAGUUGUUUGAGUUGUGUAGUUGUGUAGUUGUGUGUAGUUGUUUGAGUUGUGUAGUUGUGUGGUUGUGUAGUUGUAUAGUUGUGUAGUUGUGUGUAGUUGUUUGAGUUGUGUAGUUGUGUAGUUGUAUAGUUGUGUAGUUGUGUAGUUGUGUGUAGUUGUUUGAGUUGUGUAGUUGUGUAGUUGUGUGUAGUUGUUUGAGUUGUGUGUAGUUGUUUGAGUUGUGUAGUUGUGUAGUUGUGUAGUUGUGUAGUUGUGUAGUUGUUUGAGUUGUGUAGUUGUGUAGUUGUGUGUAGUUGUUUGAGUUGUGUAGUUGUGUGUAGUUGUUUGAGUUGUGUAGUUGUUUGAGUUGUGUAGUUGUGUAGUUGUGUGUAGUUGUUUGAGUUGUGUGGUUGUGUAGUUGUGUGUAGUUGUUUGAGUUGUGUAGUUGUUUGAGUUGUGUAGUUGUGUGUAGUUGUGUGGUUGUUUGAGUUGUGUAGUUGUGUGUAGUUGUGUGGUUGUUUGAGUUGUGUAGUUGUGUGUAGUUGUGUAGUUGUUUGAGUUGUGUAGUUGUGUAGUUGUGUAGUUGUUUGAGUUGUGUAGUUGUGUGGUUGUGUGUAGUUGUUUGAGUUGUGUAGUUGUUUGAGUUGUGUAGUUGUGUGUAGUUGUUUGAGUUGUGUAGUUGUUUGAGUUGUGUAGUUGUGUAGUUGUGUGUAGUUUUUUGAGUUGUGUAGUUGUUUGAGUUGUGUGUAGUUGUUUGAGUUGUGUAGUUGUGUAGUUGUGUGUAGUUGUUUGAGUUGUGUAGUUGUGUGUAGUUGUUUGAGUUGUGUAGUUGUGUGUAGUUGUUUGAGUUGUGUGUAGUUGUUUGAGUUGUGUGGUUGUGUAGUUGUGUAGUUGUGUGUAGUUGUUUGAGUUGUGUCUGUUCUCUCAGGUUUCGGACCAUCAUCAACACUCUGAUCCGGAUCGGACCGGCCAUCCUGACGUUCGGUCAGCUGAUCAUUGUGAGUCAGACACAGUUUUGUUGUGUUACUUUUUACACAGCUGAGCUUCAGGAAGGUCUGAAGGUGUUCUUACGCUGGCUCCGCCCCCUCAGGUGGUGUACUACAUCUUCGCCAUGGUCGGGAUGGAGCUGUUCAAAGGGAAGGUGAAGUUCUCCGAGGACCCGAGCGACCCGCUGAGGGAGUCCUGUGGAAACGCUCUUCUGAAAGGAAGCGUCUUCGCUCAACUCAACUACUGCAAGAACAACUUCAACAACGUGGUGUCCUCCUUCAUCCUGCUGGUGGAGCUCACCGUGGUCAACCAAUGGCACGAUAUCCUUUACCUGAACGCCUCAGAGUCCGAUACAUGUAGAGGUCCGAGUAUCGGGUCAGUCUGAAGACCUCUGUUUAGAUAAAGGUUCAGGGUCAGUCUGAAGACCUCUGUUUAGAUAAAGGUUCAGGGUCAGUCUGAAGACCUCUGUUUAGAUAAAGGUUCAGGGUCAGUCUGAAGACCUCUGUUCAAAUAAAGGUUCAGGGUCAGUCUGAAGACCUCUGUUUAGAUAAAGGUUCAGGGUCAGUCUGAAGACCUCUGUUCAAAUAAAGGUUCAGGAUCAGUCUGAAGACCUCUGUUCAAAUAAAGGUUCAGGGUCAGUCUGAAGACCUCUGUUUAGAUAAAGGUUCAGGGUCAGUCUGAAGACCUCUGUUUAGAUAAAGGUUCAUGGUCAGUCUGAAGACCUCUGUUCAAAUAAAGGUUCAGGUUCAGUCUGAAGACCUCUGUUCAAAUAAAGGUUCAGGGUCAGUCUGAAGACCUCUGUUCAAAUAAAGGUUCAGGGUCAGUCUGAAGACCUCUGUUUAGAUAAAGGUUCAGGGUCAGUCUGAAGACCUCUGUUUAGAUAAAGGUUCAGGGUCAGUCUGAAGACCUCUGUUCAAAUAAAGGUUCAGGGUCAGUCUGAAGACCUCUGUUUAGAUAAAGGUUCAGGGUCAGUCUGAAGACCUCUGUUCAAAUAAAGGUUCAGGGUCAGUCUGAAGACCUCUGUUCAAAUAAAGGUUCAGGGUCAGUCUGAAGACCUCUGUUUAGAUAAAGGUUCAGGGUCAGUCUGAAGACCUCUGUUUAGAUAAAGGUUCAGGGUCAGUCUGAAGACCUCUGUUCAAAUAAAGGUUCAGGUUCAGUCUGAAGACCUCUGUUCAAAUAAAGGUUCAGGGUCAGUCUGAAGACCUCUGUUCAAAUAAAGGUUCAGGGUCAGUCUGAAAACCUCUGUUUAGAUAAAGGUUCAGGGUCAGUCUGAAGACCUCUGUUUAGAUAAAGGUUCAGGGUCAGUCUGAAGACGCUCUCACACUGAAACUCUUCAGAUCCUGGUCCUGGUCUCUUCAGAUCUGGUCUUUCUUUGAGUCCUUAACGGGUCUCCACUGCUCAGCAGCGGCUUCACCGCCGUCACCCACGUGUCGGCCCGGAUCUUCUUCGUCCUCUUCCACAUCAUGGUGGUCAUCAUCAUCAUCAAGUAAGACCAGGACCCGGGUUCAUCUCUGCUCUGCAGGUUUUAACAUGGGGCUCUAUGGGGUCUGACUCACUGCAGGGGUGGCCUCUAGUGGUCACUAAAAGAACUGCAGGUUUUGGGAUUUUAAUGACGGUGUCAGUUCUCUGUAUCGGACGCUGGCGCCGUUCCUUGACCCGGUCCGCUCACUGCUUCCUGAUGUCUUUCAGCAUCUUCGUGGCGUUCGUCCUGGAGGCGUUCUUCGUGGAGUACUCGGUGGAUAAGAGCGACCUGCAGACGUCUCUGGAGAAGAAGAUCGAGGAGCUGGAGCUGGCCGUGGCGCAGUAUGUAGAUGAGCACAGCUCUGGUUUCAUACUGCUCUCUGAUUGGUUGAUAUUGUUCUUCAUGAAACUCAAACAUGUUAAUGAUUUUGGCGCCGGUUCAUCUGAGCAGGUGGAGCGAGCGCCGCUCAGACGGCGAGUUAGUAACCUCUUCAGCUGUCCUCUGUCCUUUAGAGCGAAGGUGGAGGACAACCUGGUGAACGCCAUGGAAACUGUUGACAACGACCUGGGAACUGGCCAAUCAGCAAACAGCAAACCCACCCUGAUGUUUAAAAUCGCUUCCAAAAGUAAGAACGGGUCCAAAGUGUUCUGUUCUGGUUCUGUUCUGGUUCUGUUCUGGUUCUGUUCUGGGCGGAUCCAAGGUCCAAAAUCUGAGUAUCUAACCUGAACCGACCCUCCGAGACUCCUGAUUGGCUGUGUGUGUUUCCUGUCAGGGUAUCGGACCGUGGACGCUCUGCUCCAGCGGAUGUUCGAGGCCGAUUUGGACCCCGAGGACUUUGCUGAGACGGACGACCCCGAAGCCACGACCAACGGAAACUUCAGUAACCCGACGUUCAGCGCGGCGUAA